Messenger RNA from Ylistrum balloti, 9203 nucleotides. RefSeq names its product sarcolemmal membrane-associated protein-like. The record is from RefSeq and is a predicted model, not a curated record. Bases 58 to 2790 code for a protein of 910 amino acids. Lineage: Eukaryota; Metazoa; Mollusca; Bivalvia; Pectinida; Pectinidae. The transcript is spliced from 30 exons. Gene Ontology annotation, molecular function: protein binding.
CACCCGUUCGCCGAGGCAAAAUGAAUGGAUAAGUCGGAUAAUUGACCAGAUAUAGCCAUGGCUGCAGGGGUGGCUAUUUUGACCUGCCAACCAAGCUCGCAUCCAUUCCAAGAAAGGCACAUAUCCUUGAUAGAACCGGCUAAAAUUGGCCGGUCAGUGGCUCGAGCACGACCAGCAUCCAACAAUGGAAUCUUUGAUUGUAAAGUUUUAUCCAGGAACCAUGCUAUGCUGUGGUAUGAAAACGGCACGUUCUACCUCCAAGACACCAAGAGCAGCAAUGGCACCUUCAUCAACAAUCAGCGUCUAUGUAAGGGCGGGGAGGAAAGCCCUGCCCGAGAAGUCUACUCUGGGGACCAGAUACAGUUCGGUGUUGAUGUCAUGGAGAACAAUCGACGCGGUGAAAAAAUCACUCAUGGAUGUAUCAUAGCUACUAUCACACUGUUCCACCCCGACGGCAGGGAAGCCAAAAACAUUUAUUCGGAAUCAAGCCCAUUUGUGAACACAGUUGCACCUGGUAUUUCAAUACAGUCUCAGGACCUGUACCAGUUAGCACAUUACUUACAGGAAGCACUUCACAGGGAAAAGAUGCUGGAACAGAAACUGACAAACCUACAGCAGCUCCUGGAGAACACACAGGAGGCUUCGGAAACAGGAUGGCAGGCUCUAAUCACAGAAGACCGACUUUUAUCUCGACUUGAUGUAUUGGAAAACCAACUUCACACCUACUCCAAGAAUCAUGCUGAAGAUUCUCUACGACAAGAAGUGGUUACCUUACAGGAAGAAAAACUCACAUAUGAAACCAUGGCAAAGGAAUCGCUUCGAAAAGUUUUACAAGAAAAAUUAGAGGCUGUGAGAAAAUUAUCAGAUCUUGAGCGGUCGAUGGUGAACACAGAAGAAGAAUGUGCUCACCUAAAGGAUAUGUGCGAAAAAUCUCAGGAGGAGUUGCAGCAACUUGCUGAGAAAUACCAAGACCAGCUCAAGGAGGUUAAGGAACUCCAGGACAAAUUGUCUGAAGCAGAGCGAAACUUGGUGGAAGAAACGGAAAAAGCUGAAAAAGAGAAAAUCUGUCUCCAAGAUAAACUAGACGAGAUGGUUAAAGAGGAGGAUCUGCUCUCAGCCAAGUUGGAAUCUCUACAAGCUGACAACGACAUCACCAUGAACCAGUUAGCGGCAAUGAAAGCUAAGCUUGAAGCCCUGAAGGAGGAACCGUCUGAUAGUAACAAGGAAGCAGAUGAAAAGACUGAUGAGGAUGAGGAGGAGAAGACAGAAGAUGAUAAUAAGUUGGUGGACUCAAAUACAAUAGAUGAACAACCACAGAUAAUUCCCAUCCCGCCAUCCCUUAAAGUGAUCAGAACAGACGAUAUCGAAGGCAAACUAAAGGAAACACAACAACAGAUAGAAAAAUACAAAGCUCAGCUUGAGGAGUCUGAUGCCAAACUGAAGGCUAGCAGUGAUGUGGUCACCAAGUUACAGAAGGAAUUAGAAGUGGCAGAGGCAGAGUCCCAUCAAUAUGAAUCCAAGAUGUCUGCCCUAGAAGAAAAGCUUAGGCUGUCCGAUUUACAUAUGAAUCAGAUGAUGGAAAACACGAUGGCCGAUUUAGAACUUCAACUGAAAGAAUCUCACAGACAAUCAGAUGGGAGUAACGAGCUUAUCAAAGGCCUGCAAGACAAAGUGAAUAAUCUGGAGACAGAGAUUAUUGACUACAAAGUACAGCAGGUCGGACGAGGGGACGUCACUCUCGUUGGAAAUGGCAGCCCUGAUGAAACAUUACACAAUCAUGUUGAUGGAAACCUUGAUAAUGACCAAAAUCUCAAUGAACUUUUACAUGAAGCCAGAGAUUUACAGAAGAAGGCUGAAGUAGAGCUGAAGAGAUAUAAAUCGGAACUCGACGAGACAAAGAUGAGGGCCGACACGCUACAAGACCAACUUUCCAAGGCUGAGACCACUACACAGGAAGUGAAAGAACAGAUACUGGACCUACGAGGUCAAUUGGAUCAGGAGAAAACCAGACAUAAAGACACAAAGAAAGAUUUGGAGGAAGCCAAGCGUGUACAACAAGAGGCACAACAGAAUGCCAAGCAAAGCCAUAAUGAAACAGAACAACUCAAAAUCAAGGUACGCCAUCUUCAAGAGAGAGUUGACGAUCGUCGAGAGAGGGCACGAGACUCGCAUCAUUCGCGAUUCUCUCACUCUCACUCCGAACCUCAUAGUCCUACCACUUCUAAACAGAGAGGUAAUAUCGCUGCUGAAUUCACUGCCCUCAAGGAGGAAUGUUCUAGUCUCCGUAAGCGAAUCCAAGCCAUCGAAGCAGAGAUGAAAAUGUCUCGGAAGGAGAACCUGCAGCUGUCUGCAGAAUACAACAAGCUUCAAGAGUCAUACAAACAUCUUGAGAAACUCAAAGUCCAGUUGGAAAUGAAGGAACUCGCAUGGAAAUCUAACCUCACUGAUUCGCAGAAAGAAUCGGAACAGGCAUUGCAGGAGGUGAGACAAGUCUCCACCCCCGGGGCCGGCCCCCCACCCCAGGGGGAGUCCUCAGCAGACACCCAUCUGACACGUCUUGAGCAUUCCCAGGAGGAGGUAGCCAUAUUGAAGGAAAAGUGUGAGACCUCGGUGACGAAGAUAGGAGAACUCAAAUCAGAAAUAGACAGUAUGGCUGAAGACUAUCAUCAACUAGCUAACAGAUCAAAGAUGCAAUCCUUUGCCUCCAGUGUGCCACUGCUGAUGCUGCUGUUUGGAAUUCUCAUGGCUCUGUACCCAUGGCUAGCCCAGCUGACAGCAACUACGACUUGACCCUUGCUAAACUUCAACUUAGACCACAACAUUUACAAUCAUCACGCUACAACUCAACAUGUUUACAGAUGUUACCAUGGUGAUCUGUGAAAAAGGACUGUUGCUACGGCAACCGUUGACAAUGUACUGUUGAGUUGAAGUUUCAAUUUUCAUCAUCAUUGCCAUCAUGAUGACGUUGGACCAGUGUGUGUUUGUGUGUUACAUCAAAAAUGGACCAAAUUUUUUUUUUUUUUUUAUCUCUCUUUAUGGGUGGAAUCCAUAUUUGAUAGCAACACUACAAAUAGAUAAUCAUACAUUUCUGAAAAUUCAGGCAUAAUACAUUUUUAGAAAUCCGUUUUCGAAAUUUGUUCAUGGAUGGUUUCCCAAGAGAGCAGCAAUUUGAUGUAAAUUCUGUUUUGCAAAACAGCUGAGAUAUUUUAAAAAAACAUUUCGUUAAUUACUCAUCAGGAUCCUGAAAAGAUGAGAUCGUAUCAAAUCAUUUAAUAGAUUUAAAUGUUUGGUUGUUUACCUUGAUUGUUGAAACUAAAAAGAUGACAAAGUCUGAUAAUGCUAAGCCCCACUAUAAAGACUGGGACAAAGGCAACAUUCACUGAUGUUGAUGUGUGUAGUUUGUUAACCCUCCUUAAGUGUACGGCUAUCGUGCAUAUUUAUCAUGGUGUGAAAUCUUCAUAUCAUCAUUUAGUUUGUGUAUGUCAGCCAGUUUUAUGUGAUAUUGUAUGCUUGCUGGUAAGGAAAACAUUUUAGGUUUUGAAGGAUGUUUGUAUGUGCAUAAUAGUGUCAUACAGUAGCAAGGACACAAGUUGUCUCCCCUUGUUUAACUUUACCCACUGUUGUGUUAGGUAUGAUGAACAUACAGUAAAAUAUACAAGAUAUCUCCUGAUAUUAUGAAAUGAUCAAAAGUUUAUGCAUAAUUUACUAUCAAAUAUGAAAAUAAAGUUAAAAUUCAGUAUUAGGUGUGUCUUUUAUCUAGAUCAAUAUCAAAACUAAUCAACCAUAACAUAGAAAAAAAAAAAAAAAAAAAAAGGCUUCCUUGUGAGUAGACAGCUAGAUGAGAUUUUAGCAGAUAAUUUUUGGACCAACAUAGUAUUUAGUUGUACAUUACUUGAAACUGCUUCUGUAGAAAUUGUAGUCCGUUUUGUGAAGAUUUUUUACUUGUGAAUUGGAUUUCUACCUCAUUAGGAAUCUUAGUCUGUGAUGUGAAGCUUGACAGUACAAUGUCCUGAAAGCUAAUUUUGUCUAAAGAAAUUCUCAAGCGUAGAUUAUGAAAAAUUUAACUUGGAAGAACCUGCAAACUGUUUGAAAUCGAUUGUAAGCAUUAACACUGCUGGGAAACCUAAAUGAUCUCAUUGGAAAGAGAUAUUGCUUCCAACACGACCAUUAAAGACAUUACUCAAUGUGUCUCUUAGAUCAUUAAUUACUGACAACCAUAGCUCAUGGUGUGGCAUUGGUGCUAACUCACACAGACUCAGGAGUAGUGGGGCUGCAUGUGAUAGAUCUAACUCAGGACUGGGACCUUUUGUAGGAUCUGUUUAAAAAUCAUGUUUUGUUUCAAUACCAUACUUUUGAUAUUUUCUCAGAUCUAUAUUCUUCAUUCUAGAAUUAGUUUCCCCAUUGUAGUGCUAUUUGUUUAAGUAAAAUGUAUAUAUGUGACAUUUUAUUAAUGUGUUCAAGUUUUAGAACUUUGAACCAAACUUAGGAAACAGGGACUGUUCCUCAAGGGGAGAUAACUUGCUUUUUGUGAAUCAACAAUUUUUUUUUUUUUUUUUUAGUUUGUGAAUUUGUUGUUUGUAAGAAAUCGAGAUGACAUGAAAUGUAUAUAUAUGUUACCAAAGUUUGAUCUGUGUAUAUAUGUAGAUAAUGUACAGACAUUAUUAAUGGACAUUUAAUAUAAAGUUAUUUAUAUACACUUUUUUUUGUUUUGUUAAUCCCUGUGAAUAACCCUUAGUAUUAUCAGCUUUACAUCAUAUAGAUAACAAACAUGGAAAAAGUGCUCAUUCUGUAAGCCAAAAUAUCAUGCUGCAUAUGAAUGAAAAAGUCAUUUUUACAACUCUCAGUAUCCUCUUGAUUGUAAAAUGUAUACAGAUAUGAAUUAAAGUGAAGUUGUACUCCACAGUUUCUGUUUUUUUAGAUAAGUGAAUAAUUAUUAAACUUAUGCUAAUAUUUUUCUUUUGCUAUGAAAAAAACUAUUUUGUUAGCAUUGAAAAAAAAAAAGAGAAAAGAUUUCAGAAACUGCUGAUGAAAAAUCUUUUUACUUUCAUACUAACAUCAUCACAGAUAUGAAUUCUCCAAAUACGGACUUCACAGAUAACUGUCUCAACAUCUUGUAUCAAUAUUACAAAUUGGACCCAUGAACAUUUGGAAAAAUUUUAAAGGAUUAGUUGUAUUAACUUAGUUCCCCUAAGAGGAACCUUUUCUAAAGAAAAAGGAAAUUUGAUGUUUUACUAUUGUAGCAUUCUUUCAAAUGUUAUAUGUAAUAAAAGACCAGAAAUUUAGAAAAUUCUACAGAAUAGAUAUGAAUAUAAUUUUCAUUGAUAUAUUUGUGAAUUGAGCAGUGAAGUAUUCAUUUUAACGGACUUUUUCAGUAGAGGUUAUACAAAUGUUUUGCAGAAACUAGUUUUAAAGACGCUACAUAAAUAGGGUAUGUAAUUUAUUGUCAGUAAUUUGUCUUCCUACCAACACUUGUGUAUUCUGGCCACCAAAAUGGCUCACAGCAGUAGUUGGUCUUUUAACACCAACAUGUGGUCUCUGCAGGUUGACAACAGUAUACACUGGUCACUGACGGUCAGAAGUUGGUCAGUCAACACCAACAGGUGAUCUCUGCAAGCUGAAACCAGUAUACACUGGUCACUGACGGUCAGUAGUUGGUCAGUCAACACCAACAGGUGAUCUCUGCAAGCUGAAACCAGUAUACACUGGUCAGUGUCGGUCAGUAGUUGGUCAGUCCACAGCAAUAGUCUUUUUGUUUUAGGUUUAGCUGCUGUUGUAUAUAGAUCACUAUUCCUUAUGCUGACUGUUUUAAAUAGUUUUGCCAUCUGCUGGAAGAGCUAUACAGUAGUAGAACAGAUAUAAUUCAACAACAUGAAGUAAUUCAUUAAAAAUGAAUUUAACUACAUUUUCACUAUGAACUGUUGCAUUGUAACAAGAAUCCAAGUUGAAUGUAUGUUUUUUUUUCAUUUCACAUUGAUUCAUAUUCAAUUCAAACAUAGAGGAGACUUGGGGAAGUAUUUGUAAUGGACUACACCCAAGACGGUUCAACAACAGUAAUCAGAUUGGGGCAGAGCAGUAUACUCCCACUUUAGAAUAAUGAUAUACAAACUUGGUGAUGAUCAUAAUGUUCAUAUAAGGGAAGAUUAUUCACCAUUAUUAUCAAGUUCACCAGCAAUAACCAUACAUGUAAUCUGCUUCACAAAUAACUGUCUCUCAUAGAUGUGUGACUUUCGUGAGCUUGGUAAUAUUUUGGGUGAUAGAGGGAUUCUGCUCAUUUUGUGGGUAUCCUGCCAUGUAUUAAUGUGAGAAAGUUGAACUACAAUUUGUGAACCUUAACCAAACUUAGAUAUACAUGUACAGUGUGACACGUGAUAGGGAUAUUCAUGCUGUGUCUGUCAGUUUCAAGUGCUACUGGGAAUCAGAAGUAUGAUUUAGAUAUGUACAUGUCUUCAAUGAGGUUGGUUCCUUUAUAUAUCAUGAUAAUUCUGAACGUUUAACCGUUACAGAAUGCUAGUGACUCCUAUCUAGCAAUGUAGGAAAUAUUUAACAGGUAUCUUGAGUUUCACAUUUUUUUACAUGGGUUUGUUCUAAUAGGUCUAGUGACAGAUUUGAUAGACAACAGGAAUAGAAUCAUACUUAAGAGGUAUACAGUGCCAUGAAAAGGUUAUCUUCCCUCAACUCUCUGUGCCUUACAGUGCUUUCAUAAUCAGCAUUCAAUUAGCUCUCCUUAGUGGAUUUUUUGUUUUGUCUUUUUUUUUUUUUUUUUUUUUGAAGUGAAAGCCAUAACAGAUCAAAAUUAUCCAAUAAAUAUUUUUUCAAAAAGAUUUUUCAAAAAAGUGUUUUAACUCAUGCACUUUCCUUCUGUUAUAAAGAAUUCUUGAAAUUGCAAAAAUGAUUUUUGUGACACUGAUGAACAAAAAAUGGUGCUAGAAAAGAUUAUUAGGGACCAUUUUUAUUCAUUACAGAGGUAAAAAUAUGCUGAAAAAUUCAGUUUUUUUCUGUUUGCUUUACUGAGCAUUGUCAUGAUGUUAUGUUGAGUUGAAGUCUGAAAUAGAAUGAUUGUCAGCGAUCGAGAUUCAGCAUACCAACAUUUUGAUAGACAUGAGAAACUGGAGAAAAUGAAUGUUGUAGGAUUCUACCAAAAAAUGAAUUUUAACAUAAAAAAAUUUAAAAAAAAAAAAAAAUCUUGGAAAAAGAGGAAAGUGAGAUGAGUGAUAGGCAGGAAAUGGUACCUAUGAAUGCUUGAAUAUUCUAACAUUGUGUUGUUGUGUAAUGAUACAAAAUAAAUAAGUUUUCACUUGUUUUGUUGCCAGUAGAAGAAAUCACUCAUCUUCAGUUCCUCAUAAUGCAUUGUAAUUCAGUUAUUAAAAGGCAGCUGUGUAAAAGUGUUUUCACAUUUAGAGAAUUUACUUGCUUUCCAUUAUUUUAAACAUGUGUUUUUGUGACAUCCCAUCAUAAUGCUACUGAUUUCCUUCAGAAAUCAAGAAGGAGAUUUAUUUCUUUCUAUUUCUUAAUUUUUUCUUCAUAAUUCAGUUUGAGAUUUUAACCAAAAUUAACUAAUUAGGUACUGUUUAUGCUUGUUGUUAUUAACGAUAGCGUAAAAUUUAUUAAUAGGCUUUGGAAAUUAAUUGAUAGUUUAUACAACAAACUUGAAAAAUUUUGAAGUCAACAACAAAUUACUUAAAAUAAAGGAAUGAGAAAAGAAAAGUUUUAGAAUAUAGACUGCAAAGGGACAAAUUUAAAAAGGAUUUGGAAUUUGGUAACUGUUGGAGAAAAUUGAGAAAUAGAAAUCUGUGGCAUGUGCUUGAAUUGACACUUGUUUUCGCCUCCUCAGAGACCUAUCUUUGGUGUCUUAUUUGAAAAGCUCACUCAGGUCCAGUCAUCAACCUUUAGUUAUCAUAUACCAUCUUUCGUGGCAGGGUUUUGUUGUACAUAAUAGCGGGGCAUUAACAAGUUGUAGAAUAUAGAUUACAGAAAAAUAUAGCAACUUCUAGUAUUGAUGUAGUGUUUCAGAAACCAGAAGAAUUACACGACAAAAGAUGUUGGUAUAUAAGGUUAUAGAAAGAUAGAUCUAAUUAAGUGUGGGACGAUCAUAAUAUGGGGGUGACUUUAGCAACAUGUUUAAAUACAUGGUAACUGAUUGGUAGUAUAUCUAUGAUAUUUUGUAGUCUUGGUAACAGUAAUGUUUUUACCGUAGCUAAAUGUCAGUGUAAAUGAAAACACAAUGCAGCAAUGUUAGCGAAGCAUUUCUGAUCCUGUUAUUAGGCCUACAGUGAAUGUCGUCUAAAUCAAAACCUGUUUAGUCAGAUUACUUUAUAUACUGGACUUCCACACAAUAGUUCAGUGUUAAUUGAACUUUUGUAACUUGUGAAUGCAUUUUACUCCAUUAAAGGUAAUUUUUUGUGGGAGAGUCAGUUAAGACAAGGUUCUGAUAAGUUACUCAAUCCCAGAUCUCUAAGCUAUACAAUCUAGUUUGUUUAUUUUAGCUAUGACUAGUGCUUCUGUUAUUAUUUUGAAUUACUAGAAAUGUUUGAUGGUAAAUCUGUAAGUUAUUUAUAGUCAUUAUUUACUUACAUAGAAACUAUUCAAGAUGUAUUAGUUAGAAUUUAUCAGGAAUUGGAAAGUAUUCAAUAUAUUCAGUGCUGUGACCUUGACCUUAUUUCCCAGAGGUCAGAAGAAGCAAUGUCUAUAUUUGGUCAUUAUCUAUUGUUAUCAAUUAAUUCUCCAGACAGUCUGCCUGAGUAAUAUGUUGUGAUAACCUACAUUUUUUAUGUACAUGUAUUAUCACUUAUUUUUCGUGAGAAGGGUGUAAUAAUGAUGUCACUUCCUGUUCCUACAGGUGAUGUUUGUGUGAUGUGUGACAACAUCACUUCCUGUUGUGUACGUUUGUGUCGUGACAUCACUUCCUGUGGGGUACAUCUCCUUCCUGUCAGUCAAGGCACACAUUGUCUUCGUCUGUUGGGUUGUCUAUAUUGUUUUUUCGUCCAAUCUACAUUGUUGACUGUAUAGAACUUUCUGAUAUGCAGAAAGAGAGUUUUUGAUAGUGUGUAUAUAGCGGAAAUGUAGAUUGGCGUUUGUGCUUUUUUUGUACAUAUUCCAAAGAGAGCAGUGUAUUGUUGUUCCAGUUUAUACAUAGUUGUAUUACAGUGAUUCUUUUCUAUUAUUAUCAUUUAAACAAAUAAACCUAUGCAGAUUGCACCCUUUGA